This is a messenger RNA of Mycena indigotica, 2553 nucleotides long. RefSeq lists its product as uncharacterized. The record is from RefSeq and is a predicted model, not a curated record. Lineage: Eukaryota; Fungi; Basidiomycota; Agaricomycetes; Agaricales; Mycenaceae. The coding region runs from base 1 to 2553 and encodes 850 amino acids. The transcript is spliced from 4 exons.
AUGUCUACUCAGAGCGCGCAAACCGCACAAACACCCCCUCCCCAGUCCCAGGCCUCCGUUGUUCUUGACAAUCCGGGUGGCACUGCCCAAUCUCAUCCCCCUCCUCCUCAACCGACUCCGCGUAAGUCGAAACCUGGAAGCAACCUGGUUAGCCAAGCCAACUACAAAGAAGACACCAAGCAGGACAACAAACAAAAUCGCAGCAUUUGGUUCAAGAUGGCAGAAAAUGGCUUUGCGGGCAUGCUGGAACCGAUGGAACUACUUGAAGACUACAUGAUCACCGCGGAAUCGACCAAUGCAGAGACGAAGGCCGUCACCGCUAUGGUUAAUCAAGCCCGACGCCACCUCAACGCUGCGAUUGAUGUCUACAACGGGCGUGAUACCAGCAACCCAAGGAGGAACAACGAGAAGCUUAUGAUUCCAUCUUUCAUAAAAUAUCUCGAGGCUUUGGUUGAGAAGUUUCCCGAGGACAUUAGGCCUCUCAUCAUCGACUCUCAGUACCGAAGUAUUCAGCCUCUCGAUGAGAACGACCACGACAUUAAGCCUGACGUGCUCGCUACUUACCCGGGUGUGCCACCGCCUGAGCCAGGGAAACCGUGGACGUGGCCCGCAAUCGGUACCGACUUCGAGUUCAAAGACAAUCUCGACAUAUUCGACGAUGCCACCGAGGAAAUCCGCCAGCUCAACCCCAAAAAACCGGAAGAUGCUCGCAAAAUCCAGAAGGUCGAAGAUGCCCUCGUGCAGAUCGUCAAGAGCGGUCGCAGCUUACUGAUGAGCUCGGGCCGCUGCUAUUCGUGGGUUAUGGCGAUGUACAAGCACGACAUGGCGCGCAUAUUCUGCUUUGAUCGCACUGGGUUCGUUGUCUCGAAGGGCUUUGAAUGGUUGGCCGGAGAAAAUCAACACAUUAUCCCCACUUUCAUGUACCGACUCUAUCACCCAGCUGGCCAUCUGGGCCGCAUCGACGGGGAUGACUUCACCAUUUCGCGGCCCCUCAAAGACAACACUCUCAAAUCGCGUAUCUACGAAGCACUUCGCCGCAACUCCUUUUAUGCCAAAAUGUUUCCAGACUGCGCGAGCGCCACCGAUACCACCAUCAGUCUCAAAGCUUCCCGCCGAGACGUUGACGGUUUUCCGCAACCCGUCACCUGUUAUACCAUCGGAAAUAUCCUCUCGGUCUCCGACGGGCUUUUCGGUCGAGCCACGCGUGUCUAUCGCGUGAUCUUAGCAGAGGAUCUAGACGAAGAGAACCCGCAAAUAUACGCUUUGAAGGAUGCCUGGAGAGAGGCUUGUCGUCGUCCGGAGAUCGACUAUUAUGACUUCAUCGCCAAAUGCUCCGAAGGCAAGGAGGGAGCUGAGGGAAUGGCUACCUGCCAUGGGAGUGUUGAUUUAGGGGCACUCGACUGCGACAUCGACGCGGAAGGGAGCAUUCAGCGCACCCGCAUAAUUCCUCACCCUCUGACGGCGGAUGUUAACUCUCGUAUUCACGUACGGUCUUUGUUAACGCCGGUUGGGCGGCCUUUGCGCGAGUUUCCUUCGACCGAAGCGAUGUGUUGGGCACUGUACCGAGUGGUCCAACAACAUUUUCUUGCAUUUCAAGCUGGGGUUCUUCAUCGCGACAUCAGCGAAGGAAAUGUGAUGUUCGUGGAGGCUACUUCGGAGGGCGAGAUGCCACAAGGGUUUCUACUUGACUGGGACUAUGCCGAGUUCACGGCAGACGGCGCGCAAAGGUUCAAUCAGAUGUUUGAAAGCCGCCAGCAAGCUGUUUUGGAAUACGUGGAGAAGGCAUUGAGUGAUAUGACAGGCACCCGACCGUUUAUGGCAAUUGAAUUGAUGCGCACCGUGACUCAGCACGCGGCACAUCACGAUCUCGAGUCGGUAUACUGGCUGUUGAUGUGGAUGAUACUCCGUCACACAGCUCACAAUGACUCCCGUGGUUCGUCUGCCUGUGGCCACCUUUUCGACCCGUUUGGCCCCGACAUGAAGCAAGGCUACCUUGUGCGGCGGGUCCCAGUCGACGCUGCCAAAAACAAACCGCUGUACAUGCUUGCGACAAAUCUCCGGCGCAAAGUCGCGGAUCAGAACCCCGACAGCGAGGAGAAGGAGGAGUACCUAGUCGACGACUCGGAUGACUCGGAGGAUGUCGACGGUCAUGAGCAGUCUGCGAGCCGGCCGGGACGGGAGCCGGUCCGUCCUAUGGAUCACCCUCACGUCUUGCGGAUAUUCAAAAAAUGUGUUGCUCAUCAGUGGUGGCCGCUAACCGGUACGGACCCGGCGAUCGAUUUCGUGCCGCCGUCAAAGGAGGUGCAAACCGUCAUCAACGCCACGGACGAGUCCACCUGGCAGAGCACGGGCCAGAAGCGGGCGCGCGCCGAUGCGGGGGAGGAGACACCCAGCAAGAGGCUGAAACCUUACACCCAGAUACCGGAACUUGAAGCCAGCGGCAGUGCUGGUCCCUCGCGGCCUGCGACACGAUCUCAAUCUCGUACAGUCCAAACCCAGACCGCGACGUCCAACAGGUCUGGCCCCAGCCGUGGACGGCGCGGAAGGCACUGA